GCCUAUCGCCAUUUUCCGUCAAGCUCUCAAGUCAGCUACUGUCAGUUGUUGUGUUUGUGUGUGGUGUUAUGAAAAAUUAUUAGUACCGAUGAAUCUCAAUGGGAAAUUGUGUUGAUACCGACGCCAAACGAUGGCUAGUUUAUUGUGUUUGUGGCUUUAAUGCACCGUUGGCUGAGUGAUGAUGGCCGAGUGAAUAAUAAAGUGAAGUGUUUUGCGUAUGCUGGGCUGCCGCAGCAACAUCGGGCUCCAUUCUCUGGAUAAGUCGUCCACAAGACGAGAUAAGCUUUCUAAACUGGAAGGGCACCAUGUCGGGGAAAAACAUCCCAGGAGACAAGAUAAACCUCCGCUUGAUCUUGGUGUCUGGUAAAACGAAGGAGUUCGUGUUCAGCCCGGUAGACUCGGCCGGCGACAUAGCAGUUCAUGUUUACGACAAUUGGCCAGAAGCGGACUGGGCGACGGAGCUGGUGUCCCGCGCGGAGAUCCUGCGGCUGAUCUACCAGGGGCGGUUCCUGCACAGCUCGGUGACGCUCGGCGCGCUCGGCCUGCCGCUCGGCCGCACCACCGUCAUGCACCUCGUGCCGCGCGAGCACCUGCCCGAGCCCAACUCGCAUGAUCAACGACAGAAAAGUAAAGGCGGCUCGAGCAGUUGUUGUUCGGCGUCGUGCUGCAUAUUGUAAUGGGUGCGAGCGGGAGGGCCGAGGUGCGAGAGAGACGGGUUGUACGCAGGACUCAUGUGUUCAGUGCUAAAGUCAGGAUUCCAUUCGCCCUUAUUAUGUAGUUAAAAACUUGUGAUGUUUUUUAAAGACUCGCUUCUAGGAAAAUGGCGACACGUAGCUCACGUUCGUUUCGUUUUAAUUUCUCGAUUCGCUAGCACGUUCAUUUUCGACGCUACUCUAAUUAUGCACAAGUUAAAAAUUAACGAAAUUUAUCAGCGCACAUCUCGAAGCGACUCUUGGAAAUAUCGCAAGCCGAUGUCGCUGCGACUCGCUGUGGUUAUAAAUCGAGGGUAGCUUAAGCGAAUUUUAUAUCUCACCGCAUAAUAUAGAUCAUCGUAGUUAACCGUUCGGACGGAAAUUGGUAUGAAAAUCGAAUUGACGAGCGUCGAGUCGGGUCGGAUCUGUGAGGCUCAUAAUAUGGAGGCUCGUGACGUCAUCCCUGCAAUAAAUACAAAGUUUUAGUAUUAUAUCAAGGCCAUUAUGAAUUUAUAUAAAGUUAACGGAGAUAUUUAUAAAAAAUUAAAAUGACAAAUUAUUUAGUGAAAAACCGGUACGGAGUAUAAAUUAUUCUCGUUUGCGAUGUAAAUAGUGUACUCGUAUAUUCGUUAAGUGAACGUAACGGCUAUAUAUUUCAUUUGUGAUAGGUUUACGCGGCGGUUUGGCAAAAAAGUGUAGAAUGUUACAGAGUCCAGAUGCAACGGGGCCCGCAUAGAUGGCGCCACAUUCUGCUAUUUUCUGUCGGGCUGCUCUAGAAUUGUUUUUAUAUUUUACGGCGCUAGGUGUAGUUCUGUCGGCUCCCGCGGCGGCCGGUGCUGUUCGCGAACCGGGUACAUGUAAGGAACCUACUCAGUCCUCACCCCGACUGUCAUACAUAAAACAAGCAUUCACUUCUAAUAAUAUAUUCCUAGCUGUAUCUUUCAUCCGAUUUGUCGAAAAUGAGGUUUUAUGCUGAUAUUAGUGAUUUUUUCCGUUUUCUCUGCUUUAUAAAUUAUUGAUCUUUAUUUUUAUCACCAAUGCUCGAAUUUUGUAUAUGACAGUCUUUCUAUGUUACUUUGCAUAUUGUUUUCGGUCUUUAUUAUAUGUCUUUAUUUAUUGUUGUCCUUUACAGGUUUUAUAAUGCCUCCUAGCGUUACCACCUCCCAAAAUGCUUUGUAAAUAAUGGACGGAGCUUUUUAUAUUAUUUUUAUUUACAUCACAUGUACUGGCCAUUUAUUUACCGAGUUUUUGCUUAGUUGUUUAAGUACGUUAAUCGGUUUAAGUUUGAGCUAUCGACUAAAUUUAUUCGGCUUAGCCCCUACUUUUUGUUAAAUUUUCGAGUUCUUAGCUGUCUACGAUCUGAGUUUUGUGAUAUAGUACAAAUACAAAUGCAUACUUGUCAGAGAAUGAUUCUCAGCAGUAUUAUAAGACUAAAGUAGCCGACGUGUUCAUAUGUUUUAGGUUGGCGCCAAUAAAAAUUGACUAAAUAUUCUAUUUUUAUCCUUAGUUUUAAAUUAGAAACCUAUGAGAUAUAAAUUGAAAAAGAAAACACUGCAUGAAGUAACCCAUAACCAUUUAGGCACGUGCAAUAAAUAAAUUUAUAAAAGGAGCGCCAAUAGGUUUUAUCGAAUGAAAACUGUUGCUACACCGUUUCCGAACGUGUUACCAAUCUUGCCAACUUGUAUUACGAUUCGAAAGGAAAUCCGUUCAUAGCGAGUAGGUGUAGCAAUGUUUUACAAAAUCUCCUGAACAGAUGUAUGAAUGAGUUUUUUAUUAUUUUGGUUACUGUUUAGUUGCUGUAAUCUGUAUGUAUGUAUUUUGUUAAGUUGUGUAAAAUACCUAGUUAUAAUUAAAAUUUAAUUUCAAACUGA
Molecule: messenger RNA, 2563 nt
Organism: Aricia agestis (brown argus)
Lineage: Eukaryota; Metazoa; Arthropoda; Insecta; Lepidoptera; Lycaenidae
Gene: UBL3
Product: ubiquitin-like protein 3
Exons: 4
Coding region: 306-677 (123 amino acids)
Molecular function (GO): protein binding
Source: RefSeq, a predicted model, not a curated record